Mus pahari (shrew mouse) is the source of this 617-nucleotide messenger RNA. It is a transcript of the gene Vpreb3, whose product is annotated as V-set pre-B cell surrogate light chain 3. The transcript has 2 exons. Bases 44 to 415 code for a protein of 123 amino acids. NCBI's taxonomy places the organism in Eukaryota, Metazoa, Chordata, Mammalia, Rodentia, Muridae. Gene Ontology annotation, biological process: immunoglobulin production; immune response. The record is from RefSeq and is a predicted model, not a curated record.
CCCAGCACUGCAGAACUCUAGGUCGGCCUUCCUGCUUCUGGCCAUGGCCUGCCCCGGUUGCCUGCCUCUGCUCCUGAUGGGAACCUUCGUGACAGUCUUUCAGCCAACCCUGACCCAGCCUGAUGCUUUCUUGGUCUUCCCAGGCCAGGAAGCUCACCUCAGCUGCACCAUCGAUUCCCAGCACGCCACCGUUGGAGACAUCGGGGUGUCGUGGUACCAGCAGCAGCCAGGAAGUGCUCCCCAUCUUCUCUACUACUACGCAGAAGAGGAACACUAUCGGCCCGCUGACAUCCCCGACAGAUUCUCGGCUACCGUGGAUGCGGCCCGCAACGCCUGUAUCCUCACCAUCAGCCCGGUGCUCCCGGAGGAUGACGCCGAUUACUUCUGUUCCAUCGCCCACAUCUUUGAACCCUAGGACUGGGUUGAAUGUCUUCUGUCUCCUAAGUCUGCCCCCCUCCCCCCACCUUGGGCCUCCUCUUUUUCUCUUAAGUCUUGCUAUCUUUUCUUCCUCUGUGAAAUGAGUUAAUAACAUUCGACGGGUCAACCGCAGUCCCGAGAACCGUGGGAUCCUGUGUAAAUAAAUAAAUAAAAAUAAAUAAAAUAAAUGUCAAAUCGGA